Messenger RNA from Microthlaspi erraticum, 780 nucleotides. NCBI's taxonomy places the organism in Eukaryota, Viridiplantae, Streptophyta, Magnoliopsida, Brassicales, Brassicaceae. The record is from the annotation of a GenBank genome assembly.
AUGCCAAACGGGUGGAUCAAGUUAUUACAAUGCAAAUCAAAGGCUUACGAGGAUGUCAGCAAACCUCUACUAGUGUCGAGCUACAGUUGUAGAAAGAGCUCACAUUACGUUAAAGACGUGAUCGAUGCCCGAAUAGGUAAGAAAAACCCGAAACCCGACCCGAAUUUAAGGCGUUUGAAGUCUUGUCGAACCGAAUCGGAGCUUAGCCCGCCUACCCGGACCCGACGGAGCAAAUCUGCCCGAACAUCAGACGCGCUGACCGAGCUUCCCGAUGGUCAUCCGUCGAGGAACGUAGUGGAGAUUAUAUUCCAAUCUAGCUGGAGCUCCGAUGAAUUUCCGGGUCGGAUUGAGAUGAUUUUUAAAGUGGAAAACGAGUCGAGGACUGUGACCCGGUUCGAGGAGUACAGAGAAAUAGUGAAGUCACGUGCGGGUGUAAACGGAGACAGAGUCGGCACGUGCGAAGAAGACGCACGGUGUUUGGCCGACGGUAACGAGAUGAUGAGGUUUUAUCCACUCCCGGACGGGAUCGACGGCGGCGCAUGGGCUUUCUCCGGAGGGAAAGGUCAGGCUGUGUGUACGUUUUCGGGUAGCGGUGAAGCGCACGCGAGCGGAGGAAAUGGCGGUGGGAGGAGGGCAAUGCUGAUUUGUCGGGUGAUAGCGGGUCGGAUCGCUAAUAGAAUUGGGUUUGGGUCGGACUCAGUAGCGGGUCGUGACGGCGAGUUGUAUGUCUUUGAUACACGAGCGGUGUUGCCCUGCUUCCUAAUCAUUUUUGUAUUGUAA